This is a messenger RNA of Schistosoma turkestanicum, 2430 nucleotides long. The record is from the annotation of a GenBank genome assembly. Lineage: Eukaryota; Metazoa; Platyhelminthes; Trematoda; Strigeidida; Schistosomatidae.
AUGUGUGGUAAACAACAAUUCGAAGAUGAACGUUUAAUUAAAAUUAAUGAGCACAAAUACAGUUGCAUCCAAUCUCCUGAUGCUAUACAGUUGUCGAAAUAUCCUUAUAAUGUUAUCGGGCUUCAAAAUACUACCUUUUCAAAGGUUUUGACAAAGUUGGACCUUUUCUUGGCUAUCUUAAAUUUAUUUUUUCCUGAAAAAUUAAUCUCAUCUUUAUUGAUGAUAAAUAUACCGGAUUUGAUCCUAGAGCAAAUUUUUAUUUAUUUGAAUUGGAAUGAACGUUCGCGAGCUGCUCGUGUGUGCAAAAAGUGGUAUUCUGCAUUUCAAUCUCCUGUUUUGUGGAGAAAAAUUGUUUUUAAGCCACCAUGUCGUCGACUUACAAAACUUCAGUAUGAUAUUAAAGGCUAUCGUCUAUCCUGUUGCUUAAAAGCCAUUGGUUGUCAUAUUCGCACUUACAAGUUUUUGAAAACUGAUGACUUAUUCCUGCUUAAUCGAACGUUAAAUCUUGUUGCAAAGUUCCUUGAAUACAAUUUCAAAUUAGGAAUGCAUAAAAAUAAACCUAAUUAUGUGUGCAAUUCAGAUGGCGACGAAUCUAGUGAUCCAUCGACCGAAACCGGAGACUUAUCGUGUUAUAAAGAUCUGAACCAUAAUGUAAUGCAUGAAAUAAACUAUGGACUUGCUGGUUUUAUUAUUGAAGGUGACCCAGAUGCCGAAGCUACUCUCAGGUUAAUCUUUGAGUUACAAGAGUCUGAAAUUCAUGAUUUUACGUCUGAUUUAUCUUCUGAAGAUAGUCAAGCUGAUUUCUUCAAUGAAUCCGAGCAGUUUCACUCACACAGAAUAUCUUCCAUUAGCUAUCCUCCAUCUCAUCGUUAUGAUUGUGAUAGCUUCAAACGCAGUAAAAGCUCUCAGUAUCCCUCAUUUGUGUCGAAUUUUCCAGCUUUUCACAAUCCACCUAUUGUCCAUUCUUUUGAAUUAGAUUUUAAUUCUGAAGUUGACGAUUUGCGUGGUCUUGUUUAUGGAACUGGAGGUGGAUUGUUGAAAUCGAUUAGCCGAGUGAUACGUCAAUUAAAUGAGCUUCAUCGUCUUCGGCUAGUGGAUCUUUUCCUUGCGUCCGAUGACGCUAGGCAGUUAGUUUUUGAAAUAAGCAGUGUUGCUUCACAUUGUCUGACUGAUCUCAAUCUUGUCCACUUCUAUAAGUCAUCUGUUAAUGCUCUAACUGCUAAUAUUAUUUCUGGUGAAUAUCAAAAUGCUGACAAUGCUUCAAACGACAAUAGCUAUCUAAGUUUGGAUGGAGAUUGGUACUUCUUGGAUCCUCGUUGGCUUAGCGCUAGACCUCAACCGACCAGUGAUAAUCCUUUAUGUGAUUUGUCUAGUCUUUUUCCUAAAAUAACACGUCUCACUUUGAGUCCAACUCAGUUGACUGGUCCAAUGCUUCUUCGACUUUUGUACCAAACUUCGUUACGCGAAUUAUUUUUAGUUCAAACUGAUUUGACUGUAUUCACUAUACCACGUUCUAAAAACCCCUCUCUUGUUCAACGAACUAUUUCUUAUGAUUCUAAUGAUUUAAAUAUAAGAUUUAAUGAGAAUCGAAAUUUUGAUCCUUGUGAUUCAAGUAUGCUAGAUUUGAUUGAUUGGACUGCAGAUGUCCCACAUGCUCGAAGAUAUGGAACUAGUCAAGAGGCAACAUCUGGUUGGAAACCGAUACCUGCAUACAUGUGGCGUGCUGCUAGUACUCUUCGUCCACGUUUCACCGUUCAUUUGAAGUUGGAAUUGGUUGAAGAAUUAACUCGCUUACGAUGGAAAAGUUCUUCAUCAUCUGAUAAAUCAAACUCAAUUCGUAAUUUACUAUCGUACUGGCCUGUUCCUCCUGCACCUGUAACUUCAAUCACACUGAUUCUAACUGGGGAACCGACAUUUGUGGCUAGUUUAUUGAGUCCGAAAAAUCCAAUCAACCCUAUAUUUUAUUCAGAAUCACUUACAUCAUUGAUAAUAUCAUUAGAGCAUAUACCUUCUGAAUUGAAUGUGUCCGGUUCAAUUAAACAAUUGAAUGAGUUAUAUGAAGAUGAUAAUUUAUAUGGAUUAGAUCAUAUUCUACAUGAAUUGAUUAUGUCUUGUCCACAUAUUAAUCUAUUAGCCCUUGGUGGUUCAAGUGUUUAUGUGCAUAUUUUAACUUUAUUGUUAAUAUGUCAUUGUCGUAAAUACAAUCCAUUACAACUACUUAUCCAAGAAGAAUGUUGUCAGUUUGAAGGUGUUUGUCCAUUGACUGUUCCAGGUGCAUUCUCUGAUUGGUAUAAUAGUAUGUUGACUGAACCGAUAUCGUCCAGAUCGAGAAUGGCAGAGUCUCUCAUUUGUACAGCAUUAGAUCGACGUCGAUGGCAUUUCUUAACGAACUCAGAAUUUCGUAAUCAACUUAGGAGUUAUUUAUUAUGA